Molecule: messenger RNA, 5541 nt
Organism: Ceratina calcarata
Lineage: Eukaryota; Metazoa; Arthropoda; Insecta; Hymenoptera; Apidae
Product: putative serine/threonine-protein kinase DDB_G0282963
Exons: 10
Biological process (GO): protein dephosphorylation; signal transduction
Cellular component (GO): cytosol; plasma membrane; cell junction
Molecular function (GO): protein kinase binding; protein tyrosine phosphatase activity
Source: RefSeq, a predicted model, not a curated record
AAAUGACAGAACUAUAAAAAUAAAUUCUUUACUUGAAUCAGUUUCGUAGUCGAUCUUCUAUCGCACCCGUUGACGAACUGGACAUAAUCACCGACAUUAAGUUAAAAAACGGUGUAAUCGAAAAGAAUAAAAAAAGAAAGGAACGUGUAUAAUAACGGAAGGAUUUUAAUUGAAGAUGAGGAUACGUCGCGUCGCGGUCGCCGUGGGUAACGCGUGUUGUUGCCCCUGGGUGUAGUACUGUACCGUAGUAGUGCAAACUCCAUAAUCGAGCUGAAAAGGAGGAAAGAGAAGGGAAGACAGUGAGGGCGGGAGAGAAAGUGAUAGAAGAACAGAGAAGAGGGACGGUGUGCAGUGGGAAAAGGAGAGAGCCGGUGGGAUAAGGACGGAAUAGUGAAAGGAAGAAGAGUGAGAAGGUAGAUUCGGGUGGGAAGAGGAACAAGCGAGAAGAGAGUGGACAAGCGUUGACCGGAGAUCGGAGACUUCCAAGUUCCAAAGGCCUUAGCCUCGGUAUCCUGAAGAGACAGACUGGAACUAGGGAGGAGGAGAGCGAGAACGGCGACCAAGGAAAAGAGAGAAGGAGAAUAAUGCGGAUCCGUUGCUUCCGCCUCGAUCAACAGGACGUUCGGAUCUGCUCGUAAUUUCGCGAGGAGGUCUAACGAAUGGUGUGAGAUGAAUCGAGGAAGAAGAAGAAGAUCGACCGUCGCGUUAAAAGUAUGGAUAGGUGUCUCCCUGAUACUGUUUGGCACCGCAGUCGCAGAGAUCUCGGUAGAUUCAUCGAAGAGGUUUGAAAACUCGCAGGAAAAUGUACCUGGAGCCCCGAUAUUCGAUAAAGACGAAACCGCCGUGAACGGAGCGUCCAUAACCGAUUUAGAGGCCGUUGAAAGGCGAGAUAAACUAAUUUCCUCGUCGGAUUCGAUCGCGGACCGUUCCGUCGACGAUGGUCGAGCACAGCGCGAGGUGAAAGUGGCUGCGAGCCACGGAAUCGGGUCGAGCCUCGGAUCAUCGACCUCGAACGGGAGAGAGGAUGCUUUCCAGGCUCUAGCUGACCACAGGACUUCCUCCAGGAGCAACGACGGGAUAAUUGCUUUUGCGAAUUCCGGCGACAUCCAAGAUUUGGAUAAUCGUCAAAGUGGAAAUUACGAACACCUGGCAAAUGUGAUUGCGUCUCUCAGUAAACCGAUUUACUCACAGCCUCGGAGACCUUCGGACGCUGACGACUUUACUCCGACUGGUCCCGUUGAAUCUGAAAGCGGAAACGAUAAUGAGGUAGUCGUGACACCGUCGGAAAAGAGGUCCAGGCUGAAGGCUGAAAGUUUUCCUGCAAAAGUGACAAACUUGAAAUCAAAAGUAAUUAGCGAGGAUAAUUUUUCAUCGUCGAGGACAGAUGAAAAGAGACUCGAAAGUAGCACGGGCACUUUUCUUAAAGAAAAACGUGACGAAGUCGAGAAAGUUGAAAGAAGAAAAAGUGCAGAAAACCGUAAGGUCGAGACGCAGGAGUUUAAGAAACGACGAAGAAGGUCUGAAGGUCCCAUAAAGAACGGCGAAGUCUCGGAUCUUGAGAAACCAGACGAUCCUAUAUCGUUAAUAAACGACACUUACGUUAAUUAUAAUACGAACAAUAAACAGAGGAGUAAGGGGAAGAAUUUCGAUGGGAAGACAUCGAAGGACGUCACUGAUUCGAUCUUUGUCCGAGAGCUGACUCGCGGACCCAAGGAAGAGGUGGAAGUGGUUAACAACGUGACUGAUUCUGUUUUAGAUCGUAUCGUUGAGUCACAGUACCAAAACUCGACCGCGGAGGACUUAAAUGAGCUGAACGUCGAGUCGCAAUCUCAAAACUCGACCCUGAACAGAUCAACCGUAAAUGUAACGCUUAAAGCCUUGAACGAAUUUAAUCAAGGACCGAACGUUGACUCACCGUCCCAGAAUUCAACAUCGGAGAGUGUCAACGAGUUUGAUCUUGAACCAGAAUCCCCAAACGUGAAUUCUGAUAAGACAGAUAAAAACUCGACUGUGAAAGAAUUAGAUCAAUCUUAUAUAGAAACGAAAUCUGCAACUUCAUCCGUGAAAGCAUUGAAUUUAGUGAACAAAGAAUUAGAUGGAACUACGAACGAGUCGGACGAUUUAAACCUGGAAGUGACAAGUGCAAACAAGGAAGCAGGAAUUACGACCCAAGGGACAGUCUCGGUGGAGGAGAGUUCUCAAUUUCAAGGAUCGUCUAGUCCAGUUCCCAAGGGAAGAACCAUAGCGUUUUCCGCGGUGAACGAGUUUUCCGAUUCGAAAGUGAAACCUACGAUCUCUUCCUUGAGGCUCGAGUUCUCGUCGAAGAAGGAAGCCACGGAAAUACCGUAUCCUUACACGAAAUUCGGUCAGAACGACUUCUUGGCGAGUUCCAACGGCAGUGAUCGAAAUCGUUUCACCGAUCAAACAAACAACAAUAACAACAACGACGAAGUCAUCCCUUUAGAGAAUACGAUAGUCAAAGGGAAAUCUGAUGAGAAGUUCACAGUCACCGAAGCUUCAGACGUUUUAGAAAAUAGUAUACAAUUAAAGGCGGUGUACCACGACAAGAACGAAUCGUCGACUGCUUCGACGGCUUCUCUGACGAAGUUGAAUUACGAGAAAGAUGAAGUUGAUCAGAAAUCAGAAAAUGGGAAUAAAACAGAUGAUAGGUUGGUUGAAAAAUCUGUACAAGAACCGACGGAUAACUUGAGAAAUGUUGUCGAGAAGAAGCACGAUGGAGAAACUAAUUUAAAGUCGAAUGAGAAAUCAGAGAACGUGGAUAAUGUCAUAGAUAAAAAGAACGAAGCUGGGUUAAAAUCGAAAGAAAAUUCUAAGAACACGCCGGAGAACUCGGGGAACGUUAUCGAGGAAAAAGUUGAAACAGCGACUAGUUUGAAGCCAGAAGAUAAGUCGGGAAAAUUGGAAAUUAUCGAGAAACAAGAUGAAGAGGAAGCGAGUUUAAAAUCGAAAGAAGUGUUGGAAAAGAAAUCUGACAAUAUUAUAGGAAAUUUAGACGAACGGGAAGCUGCAUUGAGAUCGAAAGAAAAAUCAGAGAAAUCUGGGAGCAACGUCAUAAAAGGAUUGACUGAAAAAGAGAGCGAUUUAAAAUCUAAGGAAGAAAAAUUGGAGGAGCCCGAUGAUGAAAAGCUGAAUGGAAAAUCGAAAGAUAACGAAGUUCCGAAAUGGAGUCAGGAAAGCGUGGACGUGACUGGAAACGGUAUAACGGAAGUCACUUCCAUACCGGAAAACUCGCAUAGGAAAGUUUCUGUCCAAACGACAGGAAACCCGUUGGAACCGGAAACCGACGGAACACCGUCUUUACUCAUACGUUCUGCUCUGAAUGCCACUGAAAUUUCAACGGAAUACUCGUUAAUUAAAGGGAGUUCACCUGAAGAUUCUCACGGGGAAACCACUACGUCUGGAAAUUCUGAUUUAGAGACCAUUGGAAACAAUUCGAUAAAUUUAGAACCUAAAGAAAAUAUAACAGAACCUGAGAUUUCGCAAUCGAGCUCGAAUCGCAGUAACGAGAUCCCAUCUGGCAGCUUCAAUCCCAACGAGAACCCAUCGACAACAAGCAUCGAGUUCGAAUUCGUUGGUUUAACCGAGUCUACUACUGUUUUAACUCAAAACAUCACCGAAGAGGCCGGAUCGACCAGCGAGAGUUCAACACUUCUGCCGACCACGAAUGAUUCCAAGAAUCUAAGUAAAUCGAGUGAGACCGAGGCGGUCAUUGACAACAGAGAAUCUAGCAUAGAUUCAUCCGAAGAUACGACGAUUUCUAUUUUGACGACGAGCUUUGCAACAUUUGAAUUCACAAGCCAGUCGAGUAAUUUUGAUCAAGAAACGAGAGAAGAAGAAACAACGAGUAAGAAGGACGAAACUCGAGGAAUUAAUAGUGCUACAAAUACUUGGACCGAGGAGAACAUUCCUGUUACUACUACUAUAAAAAUAGAACAAACUAUUUCAGAAUCAAAGGACUCGAUCGAAAAUGUGACAGAAAUUCCUACGGAAUCUACUUCGAUGAUAAAUAUCAAUGCGACAGAUACUGUGGUACCUUACAUCUCAAAAGAGGAAUCAAGUCCAAUUGAAAAUACUAGUAAACCAAUUGAGGGUAUUUUAACAACGAGCCCCGUCAUUCCAACAGAGAAAAUUCACGAGAAGUCAUCGAAUGAACAGAUAACUUCGCUGGUUAGGAUUGAUAUGGCUGAUAGCUGGUACGAGGUUUGCCCCAAAAUUGAUAAAUUGUGGAAGACUUUAGCUGAUAUCUUAACCACAGGCACCAACAAAUCAGUGACCGAUAAACAGAUUAAAUUAUAUCAAGAUCCAUGUCAAGAAUCACCGAGCUCGACGCCAACAUCAUCGGAAAUGCCUCUAACGUCAAUAUUAGUUUACGUGGUCGACGAGAACGGGAGAUUCGAUAGCAACAUGACUAAAAUCCUGGCCACCUUGGGUGAGAACUCGAAAGUCGAGUUCCCAGUCACAGAAACGGUUCCGGACUCCGGAAACGCGAUAGCGGUCGUAGUGGUCUCGUCGGUCGCCUUUAUUUGCCUCGUUCUCCUCGCCGGCCUCUUGUUCAUAAUGAGGAAGAGGCAAACGAGGUUCAACUAUGGCGAACGAUGUCGACCUGUUUCCUUGGAUGCAUACAGUUUGGACAGCGUUUCUGCUUACAACAGCGUCAGGCGAAAAGGUGUCGCGAGAUCGUCGAAGAGGAGCUACGGCAAUCCUACUUUCGAGGACUCGACCGUGAUACCCUCUCAUCCCCUAAAUUUCGCCGGCCUCUCGUCAUUCUGCAACGAUACGAACGCGAUUAACGAGGAAUUUGGAAAUAUUCCACAAAUGACAGCAAAGAUAGACGAGUUGCCACCGGGAGCGGAAUUGAAGAAUCGGUACGCGAACGGGAUCCCGCUUCCCGAGACGAGGGUCAUGCUGCAGAAGAUUAAUAACGAUCCUCUCACCGAGUAUAUCAACGCCAGUUACGUUAGGGGUCCAAAAAAUGCUACCAAAUAUUACAUAGCUUGCCAAGCUCCCAUGGAAUCGACGGUGACUGACUUCUGGAGAUUGAUCUGGGAACAGCAGUGCAAAGUCAUAAUUAUGUUAACGGACUUGAUUGAAAACGGUGUGGAGAGGUGCACGGAGUAUAUUCCACCCUCCGAAGUUACCGAUUGCCAUCGGCUGUACGGCGAUUUUCAAGUCACUUUGAAGAAAAGGGAGACUAAAGAAAAAUAUGCUAUCUCCACUUUACACUUAAAAAACCUGGAGAACAACACUUACAGAGAAGUGUACCACAUUUGGUACCUUUGGCCAGUUGACGGGGUCCAGUCGGACGGUGCAGGGUUGAUAGCUGUUUUGCUAGAAGCAAGAGCACUUCAGAGGGGCGGACCUGGGCCGAUAGUGGUCCACUGUAGUCCAGGGACAGGUAGAACCGGAACGUUAAUAGCUUUAGACUUGGGUAUCAGGCAGUAUGAGAUUACGAGGACCGUAGAUGUGCCCAGGGUGGUUUAUACUAUCAGGAGGGACAGGGCUGGUGCUGUUCAGACUAAG